UUUUAUUUUUUUUCAUUUUUAGAUUAUUUUCUGCAUUUAAAAUGAUUAGAAGCCGGCUUGAAAAAUUAGCACGGGUUAAGAAACGGCAGCGUUUAGAAGAUUCUUCGAUUAAUCAGACUUCGUCCUCGCAUCAAGGCAAUUUGGAAAACAACGAAAAUCAAGUCAACGUAAGCAGCGAGUCUGAUAAUGCUGAUUCCGAUUCUGAAUCACAACUUAUUCAUUUUGAGAUUGGUCAGACAAAAAGCAAAGAAUUGUGCCUUUGGCAUGCAGGAAUUCGAUAA
Messenger RNA from Meloidogyne enterolobii, 281 nucleotides. The record is from the annotation of a GenBank genome assembly. Lineage: Eukaryota; Metazoa; Nematoda; Chromadorea; Rhabditida; Meloidogynidae.